GUGGCCUCCAUUCCCAGGCAAAGCGACGGGAGCACAGAGCCAGCUAGCAGCCGCGAGAAGCAGCCAGCUCGCUCGCCGCGCCCGCCGCCUUCUUCCUCGCCUCCGUUCCGCCGCGCCGUCUCUACGGUUGCUAAGCCGCCGCCGCAUCCAGGGAUGGAGAUGAAGAAGAUCGCCUGCGCCGUCCUCUUCGCCGCCUCGGCCACCGUGGCGCUCGCCGCGGAGGCUCCGGCUCCGGCCCCCACCAGCGGCUCCUCCGCCGUCGCACCCGCCGUCGGCGCCGCACUCGGGGCCGCCGUGGCCUCCUUCUUCGCCUACUACAUUCAGUGAGCCGGCCGGCCGCGCCCAGAGGGAGGAGGAGGAGGAGGAGGAAGAGACGAAGGGGAGGAGACAUGGCUGCGCUGAUCCCAACACGCGCGCGCAUUCCGAUGCGUGGGCGUGUUCUGAUUCGACACUCCUUUGUCUUCGUUUCUUUGUUCUCUUCCUUAAUUUAACGAAUUCAUUGAUGCACCAAGUUUAAUUUGGUGCCUUGUUAUUUGUUCGUCCCUUUAGAGAGAGGGAUCGACACUUGUACCAUUGCUUGCCAUUUAUUUGGAUCAAUUCAACAAUUCGAUUUAACCAUCGCGUA
Molecule: messenger RNA, 625 nt
Organism: Sorghum bicolor (sorghum)
Lineage: Eukaryota; Viridiplantae; Streptophyta; Magnoliopsida; Poales; Poaceae
Product: arabinogalactan peptide 23
Exons: 1
Coding region: 154-327 (57 amino acids)
Source: RefSeq, a predicted model, not a curated record